GGGCGUGAGGCCCGGGAGGCGCGGGGGCUGCGCGGGGGCUGCCGCGUCCCUCGGCGGCCCAGACCCGGGCGCGCGUUAUCCGAGUGUGGGUGUCGGCGGUCGCCUCCGCUGCCAGCUUCGCCGUCUUCCCGUAGGAAAGACCCGGUGUUUCUGCCUUGUCCUUUCUUCCCGCUGCGCACAGACUCCGGGCCUGGGCAGCUGGGGACCCUUCCCCUGGGCAGCUAUCCCCCUGCCUGGGCGUAGCAGUUUCCUUCCACGGGGAAGCAAAGUAAGGUGACGAGAGAAAAGAACCCAAGGUGGAAUUAGUUAGUCUCGGAUCAGCCGUCUCCAGGUGGACGCGGUCCUUCAGAUUAGACACGGCGUGGAGACAAGUUCUUAGUGGUAAAGAGGGAGCACGCUAGCUCACAGAAAUACCUUCCUUUGUGGAUAAGCACGCUUCCGUUUUGUGAAACGUUGUUUUGGGUCCGGGUGGCUCCCUGUUGCAGAGCGGUGAUCUGCAAGCUCUCUAAGCUGUUAGUUCUUACUCAGGCCGGUUGGUCCGUGUGAGAAGGGCACAAGCAUGUCCUCCCUCCCCGGGUGCAUUAGUUUGGGCGCAGCAACAGCUGCGGCCGACUCUGAAGACAUCACUGAGCUGCAGCAGGCGGUGGUUGAAGAGCUGGGCAUCUCGAUGGAGGAACUUCGUCAGUUCAUCGACGAAGAGCUGGAGAAGAUGGACUGUAUACAGCAGCGCAAGAAGCAGCUCGCAGAGCUGGAGACCUGGGUGCUCCAGAAGGAGUCUGAGGUGGCAUAUGUGGACCAGCUCCUCGAUGAUGCGUCCAGAUCUCAGACUGAAAUGCGAUCCUGGCUCCACUAAACUUCAAACUGUUGCCUCUCCUCAGCAUGGCUAGAAAAUCCUGAGACUUCAAAGUCCUCCUUUCCUCAGUGUGGCUGGAGAAGGAAUGCCUGAUACUCAAG
Messenger RNA from Mesocricetus auratus (golden hamster), 954 nucleotides. Its product is annotated as histone-lysine N-methyltransferase SETDB1-like. Lineage: Eukaryota; Metazoa; Chordata; Mammalia; Rodentia; Cricetidae. The transcript has 3 exons. The coding region runs from base 560 to 853 and encodes 97 amino acids. The record is from RefSeq and is a predicted model, not a curated record.